Ectocarpus sp. CCAP 1310/34 is the source of this 2174-nucleotide messenger RNA. The record is from the annotation of a GenBank genome assembly. NCBI's taxonomy places the organism in Eukaryota, Phaeophyceae, Ectocarpales, Ectocarpaceae.
UUCGAGGAGCACAAGCAGGUUGGGAGGCCAAACAGCUGUUUGAAAGGGCUAGUGGUUGCUGUGUCAAGGAUACGUCGAGCCGUGACCACUCUUGGAGCUUCGCCGCCCGAGUCGUAGCUCGUUCAACACGCCUUACAACACGGUGGAAAUUUGAACGACAGCGCGCGGUGGCUUCUUUCUCUGCAUCCUUCAGCAGCAGUCUAUCGCCCAUUAGAGCGGGCACUGCUGUACUAGCAGGCAUCACAACCAAGGGGCUCUGUGACGGCCAUGCCAACAGUUGCGAUGGAGGUUGACAAAGAAAACCAGGAGAUGGUAGCAGGCGCCUCGGGCGUCGAAAGCAAGGCACCGGUGCGCAGCAAGGGGGUCUCCGCCGACGAUGACCGCGAGGCCUUCAGCCCCGACCUGCUGCGCAUCUACUACGCCCGCCUCUUCCCCUACGAACAGAUGUACCGAUGGCUCGGGUACUCCAACAUGCCGGCGUCGCUACCCGACUCGUCGGGAAAGCCGCAGCCCGUCGACGAGCAGGCGGAUUUCUUCUCGAAACGAGAGUUUUCCUUCACCAUCGAGGACGAUGUCUACAUCCGGUACCAAUGCUUCGCGGACCAGAAGGAGUUUGAGCAGCAGGUGCAGCGGAAGCAGCCCCACAAGAUCGAUAUCGGGGCCGUCUUCACUCUCCCUCCCAAGAACCACCUCGCGGUCAAGCCAGGGGCGUUUCAACCGGUAGAGCGUGAGCUGGUGUUCGAUAUCGACUUGACCGACUACGACGACGUGCGGACGUGCUGCUCAGGCGCGAAAAUCUGCAAUAGAUGCUGGUCCUACAUGACCAUGGCGGUGGAGGUGAUGGACGUCGGGCUGCGGCAAGACUUCGGUUUCAAGCACAUCCUUUGGGUGUACUCUGGCAGGCGAGGGGUCCACUGCUGGGUGGCGGACGAUGCCGCGAGAGCAUUGACCAACGAGGGCCGCGGUGCCGUGGCGGACUACUUCGGCGUCGUCGCCGGUAACGACAACCAGUCCAAGAAGGUGAACGUCUCGUUACCGAUACACCCUUCUCUGCGGCGAGCGUACGAAACAUUGGAGCCCCUGUUCCUGGAGCACAUCGUCACAGAGGAGGGGCAAGGACUGCUGUCGGACCCAUCACAUUGGGGGAAGCUGCUGGCAACGGUGCCUGAGGAUGUCAGGCAGACUCUGGAGGGCAGGUGGAAGAUGGGAGGUUCCUCCCCGGCGGAUAAGUGGGAGGAGCUAGUGGAAGAGAUGGAGAAGAAGGGCAGGAAGCAGCAGCAGGCGGCGAAGAAGAUGAAGCCGGCGGACAGACCGCCCACGCCGGAGCAGUGGCGGUACGAGGUGGUGUUCGAGCAAACGUACCCCCGACUCGACGUCAACGUGUCCAAGGGCCGGAACCAUCUCCUUAAAAGCCCCUUCGCGGUACACCCCAAGACUGGCCGCGUGUGCGUUCCGAUCGACCCGGCCCACGUGCGCGAGUUCGACCCUUUUACGGUACCUACACUGGGCCAGCUCCAACGUCAGAUCGACAAGUACGACAAGGAGCACGGGGAAGAGACUAAGAGCGUCUCGUCCAUCAACAAGACGGAGAUGAAGAAAUACGUGCAGAGGUUCGAGGACACCUUCCUCACGGGCCUCUACAAGGGCAUCCGCGUCAAGAAGAGGGACAGGACAGAGCGUAUCGCCGCAAUAACGACCGACUUUUGAUUUUUGGUUGUUGAUGUUGUUGCAACAUUCACCGAGCUACGUGUCAUUCGGUCGGUACUUCCUUUCGUGCGUGUUAACAGAGAGGUACCAGCCCAGAAACAGUAGUAGACGGCAACACCCGAGUGAUGCUACUGCUGUGGAACCGUAAAAACAUGUCUCCGUUUUUUAGUGGUUCUCCGCCAGUCUCGUAUCAACGAUCAGAAGGUCGUAUUUCAUCUCACGAUCGACACUUGAAAAGAUGACCCUGCCAGUAGACUGGUCUCACAUCAAUCGGCGGUGUUUGGGUUUGGGUUAAGGAAGGGAAUACGAUCAAGUCGGCAUGCGAAAAGUGUUGAAACGAGAAUGCUGCUGUCAACAGUUCUUUUAGCCAUGGUGGCAAGCACCUUAGAAGUCGUAGAAACACUCCUCGGGUAAAGCUACACAGAGCGCGUGGCAAAUCAUAUUCCGACAUGGAUACUACCAAAUUC